Messenger RNA from Lethenteron reissneri (Far Eastern brook lamprey), 6441 nucleotides. RefSeq names its product Mov10 RNA helicase (gene MOV10). Lineage: Eukaryota; Metazoa; Chordata; Hyperoartia; Petromyzontiformes; Petromyzontidae. The record is from RefSeq and is a predicted model, not a curated record. Gene Ontology annotation, molecular function: RNA binding; 5'-3' RNA helicase activity.
CCGCACGGCGUCUCGUCCGCCUCUCAUUUGUCGGUGGGGCGAAGCUCGCGCUGCAGCUCUCGUCUCGCGCAGAGUUGCUCUCAACUUUCUCAUUCAACUCUCUCACUCAACUCUCUCACUCAACUCUCUCAUUCAACUCUCUCACUCAACUCUCCCACUCAACUCUCUCACUCAACUCUCUCACUCAACUCUCUCACUCAACUCUCCCACUCAACUCUCUCACUCAACUCUCUCACUCAACUCUCUCACUCAACUCUCUCACUCAACUCUCUCACUCAACUCUCUCACUCAACUCUCUCACUCAACUCUCUCACUCAACUCUCUCACUCAACUCUCUCACUCAACUCUCUCACUCAACUCUCUCACUCAACUCUCUCACUCAACUUUUUCAUUCAACUUUCUCACUCAACUCUCGCGAGGCAACUCUGAAACGCGAUGCCCGCGCCGAGCCGGCACGAGUGCGUCCAGACGGGGCUGGAGUUCGAGUUGUUCCUGCAGCAGAGCGGCUUCCAGCCGGAACUGCGCGUCUUUAGCAAAGCCGAGCUCAGAGACGUCUACAACCAGAGCUUCAGAAACAGUGAUGAACAAAGGAGGCCGAACUUUUCUUCAAUGAUUUAUUACCUCAAGCAAUGUGAAAACGUUAGAGUUAGGAAUGGAAACAUUGCUUUCAAGAUAAGUGCAGCAAGGCCGGAUCGACGACCAUCCACUGCCUCUUUUGCGCGUGGAGGAGGCCACAGCGGAGGUGUGGAGAAUCUGGUGGCUCCCUCUGAAAUCAUCCCUCUGGAUGCCACCAGGAGUGCUCGCAGAGCCACUCUGAUACAGCUGCUCCGGACACACAAAGCGUGGAUGCUUGAGGAUAAACAUGGGAUCUCAAUUACUGCUGAGCCGCCAUUUGUGAGUGGUGAUGUGAAGCAGCAGUUGCUCGUGACUGAGAAGAAGCGCGUCACGAUCACAAUCAGGAACCAGGGUACCACUUGUGUGCAGCUGAGACGCUGUGAUAGAUUGCGCAAGAUGGUCGGCUUCUCACUAACGAGCGACAUCGACUUUCAGCCCAACAAUCCCCUCUUCCUCCCUGCAGGUGGGAAGCCGUUCUGCAUGCACGUGACCUUUUGCACAAAAACUCGCGGCCACCACAUUCUGCUGCUGGUCUUCGAGUUUCUGUUUGAGGGCGAGGAGGUGCCGUUCCACGUGGCGCGCUCCAUCACCAUGGAGACACGUUCGGAGCUGAGCGACGCGCUGCAGCCCACGAAGCCGUACGAGCCAAUCAAACAGAGACCUCCCAUCUACCGCAACCGCUGCACCGUGGAUGGGGUGAAGCCGGACAUAGAUGACCAAUCUGACCUGAAGCUGGUUCUGAAGCUGGAAAGUUAUCCUAUCAACAAAGAUGAGGUCUCACCAAUGUCUCAAGAGGUCAAUUCAUGGCUUCAAGAUCCGCUGACAUUUUUGAAUUACAAGAAGAAGUUUCAUCAUCUGCUUCACUUGGAUGAAUUGCAAAUGAGGUCCGAUAUCCGGGUAUAUGACUUGGAAGACCAAAUCAUGGAGCCUGAUCUCAACAACAGAAAACUUCUCAAGUUGAGAGUGCCGGGCGUGGCGGAGAGCCGCCCCUCGGUGCUGCGGGGAGACAGGCUGGUGGUGAGCGAGAGCGCGCGGCGCAGCGCCGACAGCUGCAUGGACUUCACAGGCUACGUGCACGGGGUGCACCUGGAGGACGUCUCCCUCGGAUUCUCCCCCUCGUUCUUGAAUCUAUUUGUGAAGAACAUGAAGUUCGAUGUGAUGUUCACGUUCAACCGGACGCCACUGAAACUGCAGCACCGUGCCGUGGACCAGGCGGUGGCGAACCCGGCCUUCGAGCACGUCCUGUUCCCUACAGGCUCCUACAACAUGACGAUACAGGAUCCCAGCUCACAACUCGUGCUGUACAACCGCAUCCUGUCCGAUAACCCGGAGCAGUAUCGCGCCGUGCAAAACAUCGUGUCUGGAAUCUCACGCCCUGCGCCGUACCUCAUCUUCGGGCCUCCAGGGACCGGCAAGACGGUGACUCUGGUGGAAUCCAUCCGUCAGGUGGUAAAGUGCAUUCCUGGGACGCACGUGUUGGCCUGUGCUCCCUCCAACAGUGCCGCUGAUCUCAUCUGCCAGCAGUUGAUUCCUGAAAUUGGCAAAAACAACAUAUACCGCCUCAACGCUUACAGCCGUGACUGGAAUUCAAUCCCUGCUGCUGUGAAGGAGUGUUCCAACUGGGACGGGGAACAAAAGCGUUUCUGGUACCCUAAAAAGGAAGACCUCAUGACGUACAAAGUUUUGGUGACAACACUGAUCACUGCAGGAAGGCUGGUGUCGGCCAGCUUCCAUGGAAAAGGCCACUUCUCACACAUCUUCGUGGACGAGGCGGGCCAGGCCGUGGAGCCCGAGUGCCUGGUGGCUGUCGCGGGGCUGCUGAGGCCGCCGUCGCAAGUGAACCAAGACGGGGGGCAGCUCGUUCUGGCCGGAGACCCCAAGCAGCUGGGGCCGAUCAUCCGCUCUCCCCUCGCCAUUAAGCACCACCUCAACAGGUCCCUCAUAGAGCGGCUCAUGAACGAGAACCCCCUGUACCAGAAGUCGUCUGAUGGCUUUUUCAACCAUUCAUUUGUCACCAAGCUGCUCAAGAACUACAGGUCACAUCCCGCCAUCCUGGAGCUUCCCAACACGUUGUUCUACGAGGGCGAGCUGCAGGUGUGCGCUGACGAGCUCAAGAGGAACAACUUCUGCCAGUGGGAGCACCUGCCGACCAAGGGCUUCCCCGUCAUCUUCCACUCGGUCAUCGGCCAGGACACGCGCGAGGAGAACAGCCCGUCGUUCUUCAACGUGGCCGAAGUGGAAGAGGUGGUGUCGUACCUCACGAAGAUCCUGGAAUCGAGCGGCAAGAAGGGCCUCGCCAAGGUCUCGCCCAAGGAGAUUGGAGUCAUUGCGCCGUACCGUAAGCAGGUCCAAAAAAUAAAGAAGGCCAUCACAGAAGUUGAUAAAGAGCUGAGAAAGCGGAAGGAUAUUCGUGAGCUGAAGGUCGGCUCUGUGGAGGAAUUCCAGGGGCAGGAGCGCACGGCCAUCAUCAUCUCGACGGUCCGCAGCGACAUGAGCUUCCUCUCCUUCGAUGAGAAGUUUGGACUUGGCUUCCUUCGGAAUCCAAAGAGGUUUAACGUCGCGCUGACCCGAGCCAAAGCCCUGCUGGUGGUGAUCGGAAACCCCGUCACGCUCUCCAAGGACCCCAACUGGGAGAGUUUCAUCAACUACUGUCGCUCACGGGGAGGCUUCAUGGGCGUCGACAUCCGCGAGGAGGACGAAGACCCGAACGAGAUGGAUGGUGGAGUUGACGCCGGUACUUCCAAUGGCAUCAAAGGUGGCGACGUGAACGUGGAAGCAGAGUGGAGGAGGGAGCUGUGACCCUGCUGAGUUUCUCUUGCAUCAGCCGCGCUGUGAACGUGCGUCCUGUAAUGUUGACCCUACAAAUAGGUUUCUUAGAUCCCUUACGUUAUGGGCACGUUUUUUCUGGUUUUAUUAGAUUUUUAUGAGCGUACAAUUUGCCGUUGUGAGAAACGAUCGAACAAUUUUAAACCGAUAUUAUAUGGUUUUUUGGUACAUUGAUCUGAAUCAAUAAUGUGAUCUGGUUUGACCACCUGAAUGUGAAAUUGUAGUUGUCGCUCAUCAGCCAUACAAAAAAUAAUAAAAUGACAAAGGCAGCCAUAGAAUGUUGACGCCAGGCGAUGUGGUACCUAUGUUGAACUUCUGCUGCAGCGUGCGUAGCCAAACGUGCUAAUCGGAAAUGCACACAACACAUUAUCUAUGAAGUCAAGCAACACCUAAACAUCAGUGCUUUAACUCUGUCAUACGACGGAUGCACCAUAACUAUUCAUCAAAGUCGUCACAUGGACAGUCGAUGCAUGCCUGUGUCGUCAGGCCCUGGAGGUCACUUCUCCGCGUAACGCUUGGCACCAUCGCCGCACGCUGUCGGAGCGCCACCUUGCGAGUAUCGGCAUAAAACGUCACCGCUCGGUCAUCCUGGCAGAAGCGGCUUUUCGCGAACCAUUGAACAACGAAGGCCAUCGCAUCAAGCGCGUUCAGAUGCAUUUCAGCGGCCAUCUGGAACGCUCUUCCUUCAGAUAUUAGGAAGCUACUUGAGCUAUGCACUUUUAAAUAAUCUAGAUUGAAAACCAAUUUCUUUAGUAGUGCUUUUUAUAUUUAGGAGUUUGUUGUCCUUCCCCCCCGCACCUCCGACUAGCACGGUUGGCUACGCACAGUGCGAAACAAGUUCAACAUACGUACGUACAGCACGGGGAAAACUCCAUUCUUCUCGGUUGCUAUCUGCAGACGAGCUGGCUAGUGGACCCAACGUUCCGGUUCGCACAUCGUGUGCUGCUCAGCACAGGGGUGGCCUGCAACGAACUCGCGGUGUCCCUCCCUCACCGCCACCCCUCGGCGUCGCUCCGCUCUCAGCAUUGCUGGGGGUCACAGCCGUUUUCUUGGUCAGGCUGUUCCUUGGCUUGAUCGACGAUGUCUGCUUUGAUUUCCUUGCGUCGUUUGGCUCGCUUUUCGACGACGUUUACAGUGGACACGCGUGCAGGCGUGGCCGUCCACAAAAGCUCGCUCACCCAUACAUCUUUUUCACACCUUGGCAGUCUCGGCACCCUUAUGUCAGUAUAAAUUCCAUCCCUGCAGUAUCGUCAUUACAGCAGUCUGCUUGAGUUGCCAUCCACUUCAGCCAUCCUGCCGAUGGCGUGACAGUGCCACACGCUUUGGACAGCUGUGAAAAAGAGCUUUACAGCUCAUCUGAUUCUUCCAGUAUAAAUAAUUGAAUGUCAUCAUGUGCCUUCAAAAACAAUUCUCCCAUCAAAUGAAUGCACAUCUUUGUUACGAAAAAUCUCAAACCUCUUUUAAACUUGAAUGUACCUGCUAAUUUGCACUGGCAGCAGUGGACGUGUGGCUUACGGGGCUCACGUCUGAGCCAGCACCACCGACUAAACUCUUCGGAUUUAAUUCCAUCGUUCUACUUGAGACCGAACAGCUCUGGAGCACGCAGCUAGCUGACGGUGUGAGGCUGGCCACAGAGCGACUCUACAAAUGGGAUCGUAGCGUUUGGUUUUAUUUGACUCGAUGCAGAUGUUCUGAGUGGGCCACCGAGUGCCUAGUCAACAUCAUUCAACACCGCACCAAUGAAAGUUGCGUCGGCGUUUCGAGCGGCAAUGCCGCCAGGGAAGAAACUCGACGCUUCUUUUUGCGGAAGGCGCCUGUACCCAAACACGUGGGCGUCACCCCGGUGGGGAAUCUCGCCUAUCGCCCUCGUCUUGCCAGCAUCGGCCACAAAGUAACGAUCACGGUGAACCCGAUCCAAAAACUCACCCCGGGGAUAUCGUGGGAAACAGCGUAGCUGGAACUCUCCGCAGGGCAACCGAGGCCUUGGCCCAGGCUGCUGCAGGACACUGCUCUGGCUGUGUCUGUCCACGUGGCACCAUUGGAUCCUCAAAUUCACUCCAACCGAGUGGCUCCCGCUGUCUCAAAUGAUCAGACCAUGGAACGUAUCGCAUCGACCUCGCCAGGGGCUUUACUUCGCGUCUCAGGAAACCCUUGUUUAGAGGCCUUCAUAAGAGGCACCAGAAGUACUCUGGCGGUUUGUUUCUCUGCGUGAUAAUAUUAUAAAUGGCUAAUGUGCAUCCUGUGUGACACCCCUUGCCCCUGAGGUACAACUUUGUGCACCUGAGGUGCAACUUGGUGCUGAAUUCCACAUCUGUCCCCGUAUUCUGUAAUUUUUGCACUUCCAAGUCCCACGCUCACGUUGUGAUCCAACACUCACAACAGGUCCAAGCAGAAGUGAAUAGACGCAUGGCUGCUUAGUUGUGUUUGAAACCGCGCACCUCCGAUUCAGCACGGUUGGCUACGUACGGUGCAAAAGAAGUUCGUUGUACAGUACAUGCUUACAAAGCACAAGGACCUUGUGGUGUGCAAUACCAGGGCGGCACUGGAGGCAAAUUCGAUAUCUUCUCUCCUAAUGCUACUGAAGCGUAGACAACGGCCUGACGUCGUUUGUAUGGCAAAUCAACAACGAUUGGCUCAUUUGUGGCGAUGAGAAAGAAGCCCCCGCAACACGUGCUAGGGCAGGCGGUUCACGCUUCCUGCCCUGGCCUCUUAAAAACACUUUGACUUUUCAGGGCGUCCAUCGGUUGAAACCUUGGCCUCUUUUCACAACAUUGGGUCGAUCUAUUCCGCUGGAACACAUGGGGUAUUCAUUCCACUGUAACACAUUGCAGAUUAGACAAAGUGCAUUUGGAGUCCAUUGACUUUGUAAUGUACAAAAUGAAAAAUAGGCUAUAUUGUAUCAGAUUGCCAACGUAUUAGAUGUGCUCAGGUGUGAUAAAUGCAAAUAAAAUGAAUGUAUUGUUUGCUUUUGUACUGUUUUACAAUUGCGUGCAAUAGUCU